Molecule: messenger RNA, 1246 nt
Organism: Temnothorax curvispinosus
Lineage: Eukaryota; Metazoa; Arthropoda; Insecta; Hymenoptera; Formicidae
Gene: U2af38
Product: splicing factor U2af 38 kDa subunit-like
Exons: 5
Coding region: 111-833 (240 amino acids)
Biological process (GO): mRNA splicing, via spliceosome
Cellular component (GO): U2AF complex; spliceosomal complex
Molecular function (GO): metal ion binding; pre-mRNA 3'-splice site binding
Source: RefSeq, a predicted model, not a curated record
UGGCCGCCAUUUUCACGUUACUCGGCGCGUGAUGCCCGACAAGUUUUGAUGAUUUCGAGCGAGUUAACAACAACCGUCGAAAUAAUCUCGUGCUCGAGGGGACGUGAGCCAUGGCGGAGUAUUUAGCAUCUAUCUUCGGCACUGAGAAGGACAAAGUAAACUGCUCCUUCUACUUCAAAAUCGGUGCCUGCCGCCACGGUGACCGGUGUUCGCGUAUUCACAACAAGCCCACGUUCAGCCAGACAUGUCUACUCCAAAACCUGUAUGUAAAUCCUCAGAAUUCUGCCAAGAGCGCAGAUGGCUCUCACCUGGUUGCAAACGUAUCCGACGAAGAGAUGCAAGAACAUUACGAUAAUUUCUUUGAGGACGUCUUUGUCGAGUGCGAAGACAAGUACGGCGAGAUCGAAGAGAUGAACGUGUGCGACAAUCUCGGUGAUCACCUGGUAGGCAAUGUUUACAUCAAGUUUCGCAGGGAGGAAGAUGCGGAGAGAGCUGUGAACGAUUUAAACAACCGUUGGUUUGGCGGUAGACCGGUAUACGCUGAACUCUCGCCAGUGACGGAUUUCAGAGAGGCCUGCUGUCGUCAAUACGAAAUGGGAGAAUGCACGCGUUCAGGAUUCUGCAACUUUAUGCACCUGAAGCCAAUCUCGCGUGAGCUGCGCCGCUACUUAUACAGUCGCAAGAAGAGCGGCAGAGGACGAUCUAGAUCGCGUUCGCGUUCACGCGGCCGUGAUCGCAAGCGCCGAUCGCGAUCGCGCGACAGACGAUCGAGAUCCAAAGAUCGCCGGAAAAGGGACGACAAAGGCAGGGACGGCCGAUCUGGAAGAUAUUAAUUGUAGAGAAUUAUGUUUGUACGAAUAUUCAUUCCUCCAAGCAAUCAUCAUUUAACGGAUAGAUUUGCCGCGAACGAUACUAUCCUGCGUACUCCGGACAAAAAUAUAUAUGUCUUAUAUAUAUUUAUACGUAUAAUCAAUAGAAUUAGUGUACUUCAAUGCUGUGUCCUGAGUCUUGUUAAUAACUUAGCGGUCCUGAAGUAAUCGAAGGAUGUCGUUUUCGUGCAGUGAACAAUGACAGACACAAAUAAAAUAUAAGCAUAGAAAUAUAUAUUUUUUAUUUCGUGUUAUAUUUUUUUUUCAUAUAAAUUAUCGAACUUAAACAUAUACCGUGAAAAACGAUGCACGGGCUAGUGCGGUUUACGAAUACAACAAAAAAAUCCAUAUGCGCGCGUGCAUAUGCUUUCCGAAGA